CAAAUCCUACUGGCUUAAUUGUAAGCCAAACUUUUUGGACAGGAUGGACAUAGAGAAACAAUAACAGGCGGCGAUCACAACUGAAGAAACGGAUACAAAAGGGUCCGAUCCAGGUUACGCAAAUUCAGCCCCCGGCCUUCUCUCCUUUUCAACAGAAAUGGAACUCCGUGUGUAUGUCGUCCCGGUUAAGGACACCUAUGAGAAGUCGACCAACCUUGAUUAUGAUGGUGUGAAGCCCUGUACCCUACAAGUGCAGCUGGCACCCACACCCUGCAGUGCCCAAGUACUUGCUGGCCAGUUUGUAGCUCCAAAGCCACCAUUUCGUUGGAGUCUUAGAAAGAAGAUUUUAAUUCCGCUUGGGACACUUUCCAUCAUAGCACUAAUCAUUUUGGCUGUGGUACUUAUCUGCUAUUUUGUCUUCAGCUCAUGGGAUCCAUACUGCCCAAUGUACUGUAGCGACACCUCGGUGUGUAUCCCUCACUACCAGAUAUGUAACGGGGUACAGGACUGCCCCAAUGGUGAUGAUGAAAGAUAUUGCGGUGGGUUUUGUAAAAAUAGAAGAUGUGGUUCUUCAGACAUUUGUGUCCCGCCUUCCCAAUGGUGUGAUGGGGUGUCCGACUGUCCUAAUGGAGAAGAUGAAAUGUCGUGUGUGCGAUUAUAUGGAGCAGACUCCCAACUGCAGGUCUAUUCUACAUUAAAGUCAGCAUGGCUGCCUGUGUGCGCUGAUAACUGGACUGAUGCCUAUGGGAGGUUUGCCUGCCAGGACUUUGGCUACAGCGGGAGCAGCUAUAAUAGAUCUAAUAUGUUGAUGUCCCCAUUUUCCCCUGUUGGGUAUUUCAAGUUAAACAAUGGAAACUGGACAAGCAGAUUCUAUACAAGUGUUGAAAACAGUUUUUCCUGUUUUUCGGGAUAUGUGGUCUCAAUAGAAUGUAUAAGCUGUGGUGUAUCUUAUAACAAUGUAACUGGCCAAACAGUAGGAGGAACUAAUGCUACCUUAGGAGACUGGCCAUGGCAAGUCUAUGUACAGCACAUAACAGGAAUUCUAUGUGGCGGGUCCAUCAUUUCUCCCAAGUGGAUAGUGACUGCAGCUCACUGUGUAUAUGGGUACUCAAGUGCUCCUGGAUGGAAGGUCUUCGCUGGGACACUGACCCUGCCACGUUACUAUGAUCCCAGUGGAUAUUCCGUGGAAAGAAUAAUUACGCACCCUGGUUAUUAUUCUGUCACUUAUAAUAAUGAUAUCGCCCUAAUGAAACUAAGCAAUGGGAUAACAUUUGGCUAUAACACCCAGCCGGUGUGCUUACCCAAUGCUGGAAUGUUCUGGACGGCUGGCACCUUAUGUUGGAUAUCUGGUUGGGGUACGACCUAUCACGGAGCUUUUAUUUCAGGAACUGUUUCUACAUCUCUGAAUUAUGCUGCAGUUCCACUGAUUGACUCAAACGUGUGCAAAUAUCAUGACAUGUACAAUGAGGAAAUUACACCUUCUAUGAUAUGUGCUGGCUAUCUUUCUGGGGGUGUAGGUUCAUGCCAGGGGGACAGCGGGGGACCUUUAGUAACCAAAACAAAUGGCACUUGGUGGCUUGUUGGUGACACCAGCUGGGGAUAUGGCUGUGCCCGAGCCAAUAAACCUGGUGUAUAUGGGAAUAUGACAAUGUUCUCAGGAUGGAUAUAUUUACAGAUGAGGACUGAUGAUUGAUCCUGGCAGUUCUGUUCUGAUAACUAAAUGCCAGCCCCUUUAUAGUGCGAGACCGCGGCCAAUGGUAUAAUCCGAUGCGCUGGCACAGAGCAAACUCAGCAGUGUUGGUCCAACUUGGUUGUGGGGGAGGAGUGAGGGGGGCAUAUCGUUUAUCAGAUAAGGAGCUUCCAUUGUUACAAGGGAAACAG
Messenger RNA from Xenopus tropicalis (tropical clawed frog), 1881 nucleotides. RefSeq names its product transmembrane serine protease 2 gene 7 (gene tmprss2.7). Gene Ontology annotation, cellular component: membrane. Gene Ontology annotation, biological process: proteolysis. Gene Ontology annotation, molecular function: hydrolase activity; peptidase activity; serine-type endopeptidase activity. The record is from RefSeq and is a predicted model, not a curated record. Lineage: Eukaryota; Metazoa; Chordata; Amphibia; Anura; Pipidae. The coding region runs from base 158 to 1693 and encodes 511 amino acids. The transcript has 16 exons.